Messenger RNA from Sclerotinia sclerotiorum 1980 UF-70, 1941 nucleotides. RefSeq lists its product as hypothetical. Gene Ontology annotation, biological process: transmembrane transport. The record is from RefSeq and is a predicted model, not a curated record. Bases 1 to 1941 code for a protein of 646 amino acids. NCBI's taxonomy places the organism in Eukaryota, Fungi, Ascomycota, Leotiomycetes, Helotiales, Sclerotiniaceae. Gene Ontology annotation, cellular component: membrane. Gene Ontology annotation, molecular function: dipeptide transmembrane transporter activity. The transcript is spliced from 4 exons.
AUGGUUGCACAAGAAAAUAUCACAGCCGACAUCCAAGGUGCCAUCCUGGGCAGUGACAAUGUUCUGGACAUGGACCACAAAGGAUCCCUCGUCCAUACAGUCUCGCGAGAACGUCAUGCCACCACCGGGCAGGAAACCGAAGCCGCAAUAGUCCAUGCAGAAGGUCAUGGACACGAUCACAUCGAUCCAGAUUUAAUUCCUACCGAGGAAGAGAAAAAGACUCUCCGAAAAGUUGCUGGAAAGCUUCCUACUAUCACCUACUUAAUCUGUGCUGUUGAAUUCGCUGAGCGAGCUUCUUACUAUGGUUGCAAUGGUCUCUUCAACAACUAUGUCAACAGACCCCUUCCCGUCGGCGGUGAUGGAUAUGGUGCACCACCACGUGGAACGGAACAAACUGCCGGAGCUUUAGGUCUCGGCACGGUCAAAGCAACAGCCACAUCUCAAUCAUUCUCUAUGCUUGCAUAUGCACUUCCAUUGUUCUUCGGAUGGCUUGCAGAUACCAAAACCGGUAGAUUCAAGAUUAUUUGCUGGGGUGUAGCAGUAUGUGGUAUUGCACAUAUUCUCAUGUGUGCUAGUGGUGCUCCUAGUCUGUUGGCCAGUGGAGGUGCCAAGGCUCCUUUCUUCUUGAGUGUUUAUACUUUGUCUAUUGGUGCUGCUAUGUUCAAACCUAACAUCGCGCCAACACUUCUCGAUCAAAUGCCAAGCGCAGUACCCGUCAAGAAGACCCUCGCAUCUGGUGAAGUCGUCAUCGUCGAUCCCGAAUCUACCACCGAACGUGUCAUGCUUUGGUUUUACCUUCUCGUCAAUAUUGGUGGAUUCAUGGGUGUCCCAACUGCAUACACCGAAAAAUACAUCGGCUGGUGGUUGUCCUUCCUCCUUCCACUUCUCCUUUAUGUUCCUCUUCCAUUCCUCCUUUGGUACAUGCGCAAACGUCUCAUCCUUUACCCACCAGGAGGAUCUGAUCUCGCAAACGUUUGCCGUGUUGUCGGUAUCUGCUUCAAGAGAGGUGGUUUGAGAAAGAUCUUUACUCGCAAGGGAGGAUUCUUCGAACCAGCUAAGCCAUCCAACAUUGCCAAAUCUGGUAAUGUUAUUUCAGUGCCAUGGAAUGAUGGAUUUAUCGAAGAUGUAAAGCGAACUUUCGAAGCAGCCGGAAUCUUCUGUUUCUUCCCUAUUCAAAAUAUCAACGAUAACGGUCUCGGUAGCUCUGCUAGUGCCCUUUCCACCAUGUUGACUACACGUGGUGCUCCCAACGAUGUUAUGAACAACUUCAACUCUCUCUCCAUUAUCAUGGUCGCUCCAAUGCUCAACUAUGGUCUCUAUCCUUUCUUGAGAGCCCGCAACAUUCACUAUGGACCAAUCGCUAGAAUGACCACUGGAUUCUUCCUUUCCACCCUCGGAGGCGCCGCCUAUACCGUCCUCAAUUACUACGCAUACAAGAUCGGACCUUGCGGAAAGUAUGGAUCUUCCGAAUCCUGUGUUGAUGCCAAUGGUGUCUCCCUCGUUUCCUCCAUCUCAGUUUGGUACAUGGCCAUCCCUUACGCUAUCGGUGGUAUUUCCGAACUCUUCGUCAACGUUCCAGCCUACGGUAUUGCAUACUCCAGAGCUCCUGCCAACAUGAGAGGUCUCGUAUCCGCUCUUAACUUGUUCACUCAAGCUAUUGCUUAUGCUCUCGGUCUUGCAUGCGCUGGUGUUAUCAAGGAUCCAUAUCUCACUUGGGAUUUCGGUGCGCCAACCAUCAUCGGUGCCAUUAUGAUGGUCGUUUUCUACUGGCUCUACAGAGACAUCGAUAAGGAAGAAUAUACACUCAGUCAAAAUGAUGAACAGAUGCAUGUCGCAGAUGCACCAAUUGAUGGACAAAGCACUAGUGAGAAGACAUCUCCACCUUCUUACGAAGGCGAGAAGCGUGGUAUCAGGGAUACGAAAACUGAGCUUGAAGGUUAG